This is a messenger RNA of Anolis carolinensis (green anole), 5733 nucleotides long. RefSeq names its product ankyrin repeat and LEM domain containing 2 (gene ankle2). The transcript has 13 exons. Gene Ontology annotation, biological process: negative regulation of phosphorylation. The record is from RefSeq and is a predicted model, not a curated record. Gene Ontology annotation, cellular component: endoplasmic reticulum. Gene Ontology annotation, molecular function: protein phosphatase 2A binding. The coding region runs from base 303 to 3293 and encodes 996 amino acids. Lineage: Eukaryota; Metazoa; Chordata; Lepidosauria; Squamata; Anolidae.
GGCGGGAUAGGCUGCCGUUCGACGCCUCCCGAAGGAGGGACUGGUAAUGGGCACAUGAAUGAGAGAGAACGGGAGGCGCCCUCUCUCUCGCCUCGCCAUGGCCGCCUUUUCGGAAGUUUCCGUCAGGCACGCCGUGAGACAGCCCUGGCGCUGUCGGGGCGGGGCUUGAAGGCGAGGCGAGGCGGACGAGGGAGAGGAGGGAGGAGGCGAAGGCCCGUCCCCCGACAGGGCGUUGGGUGUAGUGCGCGUGCGCGUGGCGUGAGGCGAAGGGCGAGAGAGAGAGAGAGAGAGAGAGAGAGAGGAUGGAGCGCUGGGCCUUCGUGUGGGGCGCCUCCUCGUGGGCCCGCUGGCCGAGCUGGGAGCUGCUGGCCGCCUUCGCGCUGAUAGGAGUCGUGGGCUGGCUGGCGCGCCUCUGGGAGAGGAGGCCGCUCGGGCGCCGAGGCCGUCCGGCGGAGAAGGCCAGGAUAGCCUCGCUCUCCCCGCCUCCCUUCUCGACGACGACGCCGCCUGAGGAGAAGCAGCGCCAGGCCGGUCUCUGCCAAGGGUCUGUAACAAUGGAUGCUAUAUUGUCACGGCUAAAGCUGCUAACUCCUGAUGAACUUCGAGAAGAAAUUAUCAAAGCUGGACAGAAAUGUGGACCCAUCACUUUAACUACCAGGUCGAUUUUUGAAAAAAGACUGGCCCAGUCAUUACUGGAGCAGCAAAGAGAAUUGGAGGCAGAAGCUGAUACAGAUGAUGAGAGUGGAGCUGAAAUUCAGAAGUCCUCCAAUCAAAAUGGGCAUGUAAGCUCCUCUGAAGAUGGUGAUUUUGGCUAUAACAUGGGCUUAAACCCACCAGAAGAAGAAGCACUAAUGCACAAGACUGAAGUUGACUCCCUAAGCUUUCAGACUCCGUCUAAGGAGCCUCUGGUAUACUACGGCGUAUGUCCGGUUUAUGAUGAUAUAUUGGCAAGAAAUGAAAGGGUGCAUGUCUAUGAAGACAAAAAGGAAGCUUUGCAAGCCGUUAAAAUGAUAAAAGGCUCACGGUUUAAAGCUUUCUCAACUAGGGAAGAGGCAGAGAAAUUUGCCAAAGGCAUCUGUGAUUACUUUCCCUCUCCAAGCAAAACCUUACUAUCUUUGUCUCCUGUAAAAGUGUGCUCAACAGUAUUCAACAGAGAUGGCUUAUGCUCUCCUGAGAUGGAAACAGUUAGUAAAGAGAGAGCCAACAGUUUUAAAAGUCCACGUACUCAGGAACUUACCGCCAAACUUCGGAAAGCGGUUGAGAGAGGAGAUGAAACGGCCUUCUUGGAACUUGUUUGGAGUAAUCCUCGCUAUCUCAUUGGCUCUGGAGACAACCCAACAGUUGUGCAGGAAGGCUGUCGAUAUAAUGUCAUGCAUGUUGCCGCUAAAGAGAAUCAGCCUGGCAUUUGCCGAUUACUGCUGAACACUUUGGAAAAUCCUGAAUUUAUGCGGCUGAUGUAUCCUGAUGAUGACGGGAUAAUGUUACAGAACCGUAUCAGAUACAUAGUGGACCUGUAUCUUAAUACGCCAGAUAAAAUGGGAUUUGAUACACCACUACAUUUUGCUUGCAAAUUUGGGAACUCGGAUGUUGUUCAUAUCCUUGCUUCACACCCAGAUACGGUGAAGAAUUUAGCAAACAAGUAUGGUCAAACUCCAGCAGAAGUUGUUUGUGAAAGGAGCAAAAACAAAUCUGCAGAGUUGAAAGAGAAAAUCAGGGAAUAUUUGGAAGGCCAGUGUUAUGUACCACUCUUCAGAGCAGAAGACAAUGUCUCAGCGCCUGUGAUUGGUGCACCUUGGUCUCCUGACCAGUCAGAGGAUAUCCAGCAUGGCUCUUUACCAAGUUACGUUGGUAGCCCUAAAGAUCCUGUGUUGAUAGUGAGGGCUUAUGCUGGCCCAUUGAGCCCUUCCAAGGCUGAAGAGUUCCACAGGAUUUGGAAAACUCCACCUCGAGAGAAAGCCGGAUAUUACCACAAUCUCAGAAAAUCCGAUCUGGAAAGAGGGGUCGAAAGAGUUGGAAGGGAGUUAGCCCAUGAACUGGGGUUUCCAUGGGUUGAAUACUGGGAAUUUCUGGGCUGUUUUGUAGACCUGUCUUCCCAGGAGGGUUUACAAAAACUAGAAGAAUACCUGAGCCAACAGGAAAUGCGUGAGAAGGCUCAGCAAGAAACAGGAGAGAACGAAUCCCACAACAGAUACAAAACCCCACAGCUUUCUGGCAAAAGUAAAAAAAGCUAUAACUCAAUCUCAGUCGGGGCAUUUCUUGAUGACGAAGACAUGAGCCUGGAAGAAGUGAAGAACAGGCAGAACGCGGCGAGGAAUUACAGCCGAGUUACAGCCACCAAUGAACCAACCAUCAGUAACGUUGGCAACUUGGAGUGUGACAUCCUCUCCAUUGAAUGUACUGGGAGUAUAAUGGCCGAAGUCUCCAGUCAGCACUCUGCAAAAGAAAUCCCUGCCAGUAAAAAUGGGUUUUGUAGCCCAGUGGCCAGUGGUAGAACUGUGAGCCCAUAUAGGAGGCAUGCAAACCAAAGAGAAGAGUGCCUUCCGACACCAGUCUCCAAUCUGAUGGAAGAGUUUGAUAAACUGUCCUGCCAGGAUCAGACUGUGGCUGCCGAGAGCUUAUCAGGGAAGCCAAACAAGGCUUCCACAAAAAAGCACAAAAACAACCCGGAGGAAAGUACAAGGCAGCUUAGAAAAUGUAAGGAUCAGGUGAAUGAAGCCGUGCUGCCCAAAGGUGGCACAGCACCUGGAAAGUCUGAAGACACCAAAAUAAGGAUAGAAGGGAAAACAGCAGUAGCAGGUGGACCGGGAGAGGAGACCAAGCCGUCUUGCAGUUCUGAAUUGCAACCCGAGAUGUCACCACUGUGUUCCCUAAACACCCCGUCCUCAAAGGAAAAAGCCAAGUCACUGUUCCUCUUGGGGGAGCAGCCUUCAAAAUUGGACCACGAUGUGUUAACGGCAUUACAUGGCAUGGAAAUUGACUCGCAACGCUAUCCUGCCGUUUUCCAGUGGAAUAUGUCUGUACAGUCCUAUUCUCCUUCGGACCGGCAAAGCUGGUCGAGUCCCUCACUGAAAGGAAGAUUCAAGUCUCGAGUGGCUUCGGCCCCCUCCAGCGGCCCAGCAUUUUGUAGCCCAGGAAACACUAGCCCAACGUUCAGUAGUCCGGGAAAAUACAACGCGGUGGCGGCUGCCAACCUCUCUCCAGAUUUUGUGAGUCCCGGGCGGUACACCCCGGCCUAUGUCAACCACAUUCUGCUGUCUAAGCGGCAGAACUUCUCAGGACCACUCACUCAUUAGAAUAUGGCAUUUUAGAACUGCAAUUAAGUGAAGAAAAAAAAUGAAGGCAGAAAAACUUAACAUGAUGUAUCCCCGCUCCCUUUUAUUUAUUGUUGUAAGGAAAAUGGUUGCUUGCAGAGAAUGUCUUCAUUCCAUUUCCCAGAUAAUCAGUGGCUCAUAGAUUAGAGCAGUGAUACGUUGAGAAUACCUGACCAGUACAUCGAAAGUAAUUGUGGAUAGAAAUGGCUUUUGGGUCUCUUGAUGAGAUCAGCUGCAAGGGUAGACUAUAGGGCAAUGGGGUCAAACGUGUGGCCUUCCCGGUGUUUUGGACUCUAUCUCCCAGAAAUCCUGGCUGUUGGACAAGCUGCCUAGGGCUUCUGGGAGUUGGAAGCCCAAAUAUCUAAGGGCCUGCUAUAGGGGAUUCCAAAAGAACACGUUUGUCACACUGGCCUUCCAGUUUGAGAGGAAAGGGGAAAGUUGCUGCUUUUCAGUGUAUAUGGGCUUUUGAUUUUGGGGUUGUUCUUUCAUCCAGUAGAGGCAUGGACAAACUUCGGCCCUCCACGUGUUUUGGACUUCAAGUCCCAGAAAUCCCAGCCAGCUUACUGGUUGUUAGGAAUUGUGGGAGUUGAAGUCCAAAACACCUGGAGGGCCAAAGUUUGCCUAUGGCCGAGAACGACUGAAAGAACAGAGAAUGCACAUUUGGGUUUCAUAUGCUGGAAAUGUUUUUUAGAAAGAUAAUGAUGGAAACAAAUGAAUCCACCUCCCACUUACCAUAGACAGAAAAAUACUUUAGCGGUACCUCCCAAGUUAUCACUGGCCUGUCAUUUAACAAUACAGCUCAUUAUUUUGUAAUUUCUGAGCUCAUUCUGCAUUCAGAACAUCUGGAGCAGAUAAGAAUGGUUCCGUGAAAUCAAGCUAAAUGCUAGUUUCAAUAUGUUUUUUGAAUGUUCUUCAAAUUUACCCAUGAAGACAAGCUCAGUGGUUAUGUUCACUUCAAGCCUUUUUAUAUUAUUCUAGCCAAGGCCUCCCUAACCUGUGGCCCUCUGGGUGUUUUGGACUUCAGCUCUCAGAAAUCCUGACCAUUGGACAAACUAGACAGGGAUUCUGCGAGUUGGAGACCCAAACUCCUGGAGGGUUGCAAGUUGAAGAGGCCUGGUCUAGUCCUUACCACACAUAAAUAUCCCUCUUUUAUGGACUAGAAUAGAAGAUGCAGACUUGGCAGUGAGGAAUGGGAAGGUAUUUUACCAUAUACAUGGAAGGGAGCAGAUGAGGGUAGAAUUGUUAUACCUGAAAUCAUCUGAGCCUUCUUUUCCAUACACCGGGGAGGUAAACAGUGAUUCUGUGCACACUGGACUAUAUAACUCUGUUUGUUCCUCAUCAGCCGCACUGAUGGAAGUUGCAAUCUAAACACCUGGAAAGUCCCAUGUUCCCCAAUCCUGCCUUACACCAAGUGUAAUAAUGAGCAUUACAGACACUGUUAGUGUUUGAUAUUUUGGUACAAAACUCUAGAACUCCGCAUAAGGCUUCCAAUUCGAUUAGUGCCUUCUGUCGUACUUUUUGGUUUGGUGCAAUUCGUUCUUGGUUUUUAACAGCGAAUACUGUUCACUAAUAGAAGCAGUAACGGCAUUUUCAUUUCCCGACACUUUUGAAAAGCAUUCUUUUUAAGCUGUCCUUUGUAGCCUUUGGAGAAAUACUGUAAACAUCAGUGUAUUAAUUUGUACGUUUACUAGACAUGGCUUAAAUGUAAAUUACAACUAAUGUCCAGUUUAGGAUGUUUUUUUAAAGCCUACCAACUGUUGAAAUGAUCAUUCAGAUGUAACAAGAUUUUCUUGGGUGCAGUUUUGAGGUUAAUUUCUAACUUUGCAAGUCCAUUAUUAAUAGGGUGCUAUCUACACUAUAUAGUUACUUGAAGCUGGCUUUUCCUAGGCCUGUAUAAUCAAGGCUGCAGUAAGACUUUGACAGUCAGUAGGGUAAAUUGCCUUGAGUUCUGAUGGAUACAUCUUGGAAGUCUCUGUGGCAGAAAUCAGCUUCUAGAAAUCUCGUGAGCAAGGAAUAGCUGGCUAAUGGCACUGUGCACACAUCACAACUUAUUCAAAAAGGUACAAUAACAGCGUAACACUCAUUGUCUUAAGAAAUAUGCCAUCUCCCUAGGUCCCUUGCAGGUAAAGCUUUCUUCACACUAUAUUCAGAGGUCAUUCUUGCUUAGCAUUCUUGCUUAGCCCUAGUGGUUUGAACAUAUAUUCAAAGCAAUUGACCAUGUUUUAUAACUUCCUUUGCUUUUACUACUCUUGUUAUAUGCCGUUUUGUAUUUGGGAGUGUUUCCGGAGCACAAACUUUCAGUUUAACGCUUGUCUUAGGACAGUGGGAGGGGAUGUUGAUGGGGUUGGUGUCCUGUGACUUAGUCCUUUUUGUCAAUGUGUUCAAAUACAUUUUUAACAAUAUUAAAUUUGUUUACCUAAAA